This is a messenger RNA of Zerene cesonia (dogface butterfly), 1843 nucleotides long. It is a transcript of the gene Atg4a, whose product is annotated as cysteine protease ATG4B. Bases 154 to 1296 code for a protein of 380 amino acids. The transcript has 9 exons. The record is from RefSeq and is a predicted model, not a curated record. Lineage: Eukaryota; Metazoa; Arthropoda; Insecta; Lepidoptera; Pieridae. Gene Ontology annotation, molecular function: protein-phosphatidylethanolamide deconjugating activity.
AUGUUUGACAUGUUUACAAAACAUAACGAUACGAUAUAAUCGCUACGACGUGACUUGUUUCUUUUUUUAUUAUUUUCCUUCAUUUAAAUAUACUCCGAAUAAGAGAAAAAACAGUAUUAAAGAAAACGAUUCAUAUAUCUAAUAUGUUUAAAUAUGGAUGCCAUGUUUGAUAUUUGUUACCUGACACCCGACGGCAAUAACGUUGAACCCGAUGAUAUUCCUAAGACAAAGGAAAAUGUGUGGAUAUUAGGGAAAAAAUAUAGUGCUGUACAAGACUUGGAUCGAAUACGGCGAGAUAUAACAUCGAUUUUAUGGUUUACUUAUAGAAAGGGAUUUAUUCCUAUUGGUGAUGAAGGUCUUACGUCUGAUAAGGGCUGGGGAUGUAUGCUACGUUGUGGGCAGAUGGUCCUUGGAGUAUCCUUGAUCAGAAUACAUUUAGCUUCAGACUGGGUGUGGACUCCUGAAACUAGAGAUCCAACCUAUUUAAAGAUAAUUCAAAGAUUUGAGGAAAGGAAACAGGCACCAUAUUCAAUACAUCAAGUAGCUUUGAUGGGUGCUAGUGAAGGCAAAGAGGUUGGUCAGUGGUUUGGACCAAACACAGUGGCGCAAGUACUGAAAAAAUUAGUAGUUUAUGACAAAUGGAGCUCUCUUGUUAUACAUGUUGCUUUAGACAAUACAGUGGUGAAGGAAGACAUUUUACAGCAGUGUAUAGUAAGAAAUGAUAAUGGUGACACGCAAGAUAAUGUAAAUAUAAGUGAUUGGAUGCCACUGCUGCUUAUAGUGCCGCUCAGACUUGGCCUUAGUGAGAUCAACCCUGUAUAUGUUGAUGGAUUAAAGAUAUGCUUCCAGUCUCCCCAAUCGAUAGGUGUAAUUGGCGGUAAACCUAAUCAAGCGCUUUAUCUAAUCGGCUGUGUUAGUGACGAAGUUAUAUAUUUAGACCCCCACACCACUCAAAGAUCUGGUCCCGUCGAGAACAAGCAAACAGAUGAGCAAAAAGAAAUGGAUUGCUCGUAUCAUUGUAAAUAUGCUUCUCGUAUACCGAUACUUGCCAUGGAUCCCUCCGUAGCCGUGUGUUUUCUUUGUCGAACAAGAGCUGAUUUUGAUGAGCUGUGCAAAACAAUUGAAGAAAAUCUAAUGAAAGAGUCUCAACCGUUAUUCGAAAUUUGCGAGAAGAGACCCUCGCAUUGGGGUCCAAAUACUAAUGAUAUAGACUUACAAAACACCACUCUCUUUACAGAAUUUGAAGAUGUGGAUAGACAAUUUGAUGAUUCCGAUGACGAAUUCGAAAUUCUUUGAGGUUUAACUAAGAUUUGUGUAUUCUUAUUUAAUUACAAAAUUAUAUAUUCAUGGUAUUGUGAGUGUUCGAGAAUUUCAUAGUGGUGGUUAAUCUCACAAUAUCCAAUAUAUUCAAAUGGUAAUCUGCAAAAUGUACAUGAUUAAUAUGCAAUGAUGUCAAGAUAUUUAAUUCAAUAUAAUCUACUGCAUGCCUUAAAUAGAAAUAAAAAUUAUACAAAUUUUCAUAGUUAAUAAAAUUUUAAUGAAUAAAUGCUUGUGGUCACAUAAUGAUCGAUGUUGGUUAGAUAAUCUUUUUGUAAAGAUCGUAUAUACAUCAAAUUGAUAGUUUAAGGUAACUACAUAAGCGCUCAAAUAUAUUUUUGUUACAUUGUACUUGUUAAUAAACAACUUGUCUUAAUUCUAUGCACGAUAAUGUCUUUUCAUAAAUGAUGUUUUUUUUAAUGAUUUGCUUAAUACUAAAAUUUAUUAGACAGGUAUAGAAUAAGUGAAUAUUAUUUGCAGUGCCUUUUAAAUGAAACAUGCAAUAAACAUCACACACCCCUCCAAA